This is a messenger RNA of Pteropus alecto (black flying fox), 6024 nucleotides long. It is a transcript of the gene TDRD12, whose product is annotated as tudor domain containing 12. NCBI's taxonomy places the organism in Eukaryota, Metazoa, Chordata, Mammalia, Chiroptera, Pteropodidae. The transcript has 33 exons. The record is from RefSeq and is a predicted model, not a curated record. Bases 1 to 3969 code for a protein of 1322 amino acids. Gene Ontology annotation, biological process: transposable element silencing; germ-line stem cell division. Gene Ontology annotation, molecular function: ATP binding; nucleic acid binding.
AUGGUUAACAGUGAGAAUACUUUAAAACUGAGGAAGUACAGACUACCUUUUAGAACUGAUGACUCCAAGAUUGAAGAUCCAGGUUGCUUCUGGGUUAUUAUAAAAGGGUGCAAUCCCUUUUUAGACCAUGAAGUUGACUAUCAAAAACUAAAUAGUGCCAUGAAUGACUUCUAUAAUAGCAUGUGUCAAGAUAUAGAAAUAAAACCGUUAAUGUUGGAAGAAGGGCAGGUUUGUGUGGUUUACUGUCAGGAACUCAAGUGCUGGUGCAGGGCUGUUAUUAAGUCAAUUGUGUCCUCAGCAGACCAUUACCUGGCAGAAUGUUUCCUUGUGGAUUUUGCCAAAUACAUUCCAGUGAAAUCUAAAAACAUCCGAGUUGCGGUGGAAACUUUUAUGCAGCUUCCCUACAGAGCGAAAAAAUUCAGACUAUAUUGCACAAAACCUGUUACGUUACAUAUUGACUUCUGUGAAGACAGUGCUGAAAUUGUACCCGCCAAGAAGUGGGACAGUGCAGCCAUUCAGUAUUUUCAGAACAUUCUCAAAGCAACUACCCAGGUGGAAGCCAAAUUAUGUGCUGUAGAAGAAGAUACUUUUGAGGUUUACCUUUAUGUAACUAUAAGAAAUGAAAAAGUUUGUGUUAAUGAUGAUCUGGUUGCAAAGAACUUCGCUUGUUAUGUAUCACCCAUGGAGAACAAAAACCUUGAUUCUUUAGAGAAACCAAGAUUGAAUAUAAAGCCAGCAUCCUUUUCCAAUAAACUCAAUCCAGCACUCACUCUUUGGCCAAUGUUUUUGCAAGGACAAGAUUCUCAAGGAAUGGAAAAAUCUCAUGGUUUAACUUUUCUGGCACAAUCUCUCCAACAUCCAUGGCCCAAGCACGUUUUGGGUGACAUAGGGCCAACUGCCAUGAUCCUGGAUAAAACUAUAAAAUGUGAAAUGGAUUCAUUGAGAGGUUCACCUAAAAACAUAUCUGAAAAGAAACAACAGGGUGUCUCAUUAAAAGAUAUAAAUAAGUGUGUUGAAUCUUCAGUGUAUUGGCCAACAAAAAGAGGCAUAACCAUAUAUGCUGAUCCAGAUAUACCAGCAACCAGUGCUUUACGCCAGAAGUCAAAUGAGAAACCACUUAGAUUGGCUGAGAAGAAAGAAUACAAUGAGAAGAAUGGCUGUGUGAAAUUAUUACAGUUUUUAAAUCCUGAUCCUUUGAGAGCUGAUGGAAUCUCUGAUUUGCAGCAGUUGCAGAAGCUGCAGCCGGGCACACGGCAGCCCUUCGCACUGCUCCGGAACAGGAUUGAGCCUUGCUUAUCCAUUGACACGUCGCCGCUCUCGGCAGACCUGAAAAAGGCUCUUCAAAGAAAUAAGUUUCUGGGACCUAACCACACUGAAUCUUACUCUUGGCCUCCCAUAGCACGUGGCUGUGACGUGGUCGUCAUUUCUCAGUGUGGAAAUGACCCUUUGUUGUACCUUCCACCAGUGCUUACGAUUUUGCAAACAGGGGGCUGCUACAAGUCAUUACCAAGUAGAAACGGACCUCUUGCAGUCAUCGUGUGUCCUGGGUGGAAAAAGGCCCAAUUUAUUUUUGAAUUAUUGGGAAACUAUAGCACGUCCUCCAGGCCUCUUCAUCCUGUGUUAUUAACAAUUGGACUCCACAAAGAUGAAGCCAAAAACAUGAAGCUUCCGAGGGGGUGUGAUGUAAUUGUUACAACACCACAUAGCCUCCUGAGACUUCUCAAGUAUCAAAGCUUGUUAUUUCUUAGGCUCUGUCACCUCAUUUUGGAUGAGGUGGAAGUAUUAUUCUUCGAAGCUAAUGAACAAAUGUUUGCCAUAUUAGAUAACUUUAAAAAAAAUAUCGAAGUUGAAGAAAGGGAAUCUGCGCCACAUCAGGUUGUUGCAGUUGGCGUCCGUUGGAACAGACAGAUAGAUCAUUUAAUCAGAGAGUUCAUGAGUGACCCCUACAUCGUGAUCACAGCCAUGGAGGAGGCCGCUCUCUAUGGCAGUGUCCAACAGGUGGUACACCUUUGCCUAGAAAGUGAAAAAACCUCUACUUUACUCCAAACUCUUGAUUUCAUUCCAAGUCAGGCACAAAAGACCUUGAUCUUCACCUCUUCUGUAGCCGAAACCGAAAUAGUAUGGAAGGUAGUAGAAAGCAGUUCAGUAUUUUGCUUGAAAAUGCAUAAAGAGAUGGUUUUUAAUUUAAAAAGUGUUUUAGAACAGUGGAAGAAGAAGUUAAGUUCUGGCUCUCACAUUGUAUUAGCUUUAACUGAUGACUGCAUACCACUCUUGGCCAUCACUGAUGCCACGUGUGUGAUUCACUUCAGCUUUCCUUCCUCGCCCAAAAUUUUUGGUGGACGCUUAUAUUGCAUGUCUGAUCAUUUUCAGAGUUUAAAGGAACAGGGUUCUCCUGCGGAACAGGGAGAUAAAAAAACCAAAUCUGUCUUGCUGCUGACGGAGAGAAACGCAUGCCAUGCGGUUGGGAUCCUGCGCUACUUGGAGAGAGCAGAUGCCAAGAUUCCCUCCGAGCUGUAUGAGUUCACUGCAGGGGUUCUGGAAGCCAGGGAAGACCAAAAAGCCAGAAGGCCUCUUUGUCCCUAUCUUAAGGCUUUUGGGUUUUGCAAAGACAAAAGAAUCUGUCCUGAUAGACACCAUAUUAAUCCAGAAAUAGACAUGCCAAGGAAAUUAUCCAACCAAGCUCUACCAGUGUUUGGAUACAUUAAAAUAAUACCCUGUUAUAUUUCAAAUGCAACAAAUUACUUUGGUCGUAUAGUUGAUAAACAUGUGGAUCUUUAUGCAACUCUUAAUGCUGAAAUGAAGGAGUAUUUUGAGGAUUCCAGUAAUAAAACAACUGUUGAAAAGGUGGAGAAUUUUGGAUUAUAUGGAUUAGCAGAAAAAACACUUUUUCACAGGGUUCAGGUGUUGGAGAUGAGCCAGAAAGAAGACACUUGGGCCCCGGAUAAUGUCCUUGUAAAGUUUAUAGAUGAGGGCAGGACUGGACUUGUUACAAAAGACCAACUCCUGCAUCUCCCAGAAAAUUUCCACAACCUGCCCCCGCAAGCUGUGGAGUUUAUUGUUUGUAGAGUGAAACCCGCUGACAACGAAAUCGAAUGGAAUCCAAAGGUUACUAGGUACAUUCAUCAUAAAAUUAUCGGAAAACUGCAUGAUGCAAAAGUGAUACUGACUUUAGGAAAUACGGUUUGGAUUGAUCCAAUGGUACACAUUACAAAACUCUCAAAUCUGAAAACUUCCGUCAUUGAUUACAAUGUUCGAGCUGAAAUUUUGUCGAUGGGAAUGGGCAUUGAUAAUUCAGAACAUAUAGAACAACUGAAACAGUUAUACGAAGGAGCUAAAAUGCCAGCUUUUGAAGAGAGCCUAAGCCAAAACCUGAGACCGUCUUCAGCAGAAGAUGCUGCCUGUCUGCAGAGCACACAGCAAGAGGACGGGGAUUCGGGAAGAGGAGCUGACUCCAAGACAAGCUCAGAGAACCAAAAGGAUGAAACUUUUCCUGAAAACGCUAAAGAUGCUCCCAUUGACAGAACCACAGAGCCUCUGAAAAGCUUCCACCCGCAAAUAAAAUGGUUCCAAAAAGAGGAUGCGGUCAUAUUGAAGAUAAGAAUAAGGAACGUAAAAGAUUACAAAUGUAAAUAUUUUAGAGAUAGAGUCAUUUUCAGUGCCUGGGUAGGAGAGAAGUUUUACUUGGCUGAUAUGGAGCUGCAGGCCAACAUAAUAAAAGAUGAUUGCAAAUGCGUAAUUAAGAACGAUGAACCCAUAAUCACUCUUGCAAAAGAGAGAAGGGAGUCUUGGUGUCGCUUACUCAAACGGAGGAAUCCCAAUGUGGCUUUCGAUUUUGAUCACUGGGAAGAAUGUGAAGAGGAGAGCCACUUCUCCAAGGUUGUAAAUCCUAAAAACCUGUCCUGCAAAGUGGCAGAGGUGGUUGAGAACAGUGACCAGACUUCGGAGGACGACGAAAGUGAGAGUGAAUGAGAAUGUUGGUUAAAUCUUGAAGAGUGGCCGGAAGACAGUGAACAGAAAUGGAUUUUGCUGUGUGACUGAAAGUUAAGGAAACAAGCCGUCAUGUUCCAACCGUCUUUCACCCCAAGGAUAAAUUAUUGCUAAGUGUCAUCUUGUGGCACUGGGAUUGGUAAUGGUGAGAAAUUCUGACUCGAUUUAAAAAUGGGCUGAAGAGGAGACUCUCAGAGGAGGGCGGGAGCAGAGACGGAAAGCUCCAGCUCCCGCGGGCUGUCCUCAUCGCCUCCUGUGAAGCCCGUCCCGACACGCUCCAGUUGAGUGACCAAGAGCACACCGUGGCUUCGGGUAAUGAACGGUACUAUCUGGAGCUAGUCUCUUUGUUCUGUUCAUUUAGACCUAAACGUUUGGGACUUUCCUAAAAACUUGGUCUUGUGCAUAUAAAUUGAAGUUUUUGUCUUACAAAUUCAUACUGAGUGCUUAACAGACCCUUUCAACCAUGAAUUGGGGUUGAACAUAACUGCCUGUGUACUAAUACUUCUAGUAAUUCUCAAGAUAUUGAUAGCUACUCCGAGUAAGUUUACUCUGUAUGAAGAGAUAGUGCAGGGAUAGAAAUGGGGUUGCCUCAGCAACACUAGCCAGACUCAAGACUGUCUUGGAGGUACACUUCCGCUUCUGAAGAACCCCCUGAACCUGCGGGGUCCUGAGUAAAUGGAACAGAAGUUCCUCUUCAGUAGGACCUGUGGGGUGCCUGCAGGUAAUUCUCAGAACCCCUGAAACAUCCAUGACCCCGUUCUGGGUGAGGCCGUGUCACCCAGGAUCCCAAGGGUAUCAGGAGGAAUGUGUAUUGUCGUUACCCCGUAAAUGUGAGAAUGGCCAGAGCCUGACUUUUCACGUUAAUUGGCAGUUAGAAAGGUGAGCUGCUGGCAGACUGCAGCCCUGUGCACUCAGUGGGAGUCUGGCAGCCCUGCCCAGAAGCGGGAAAGCACGCUGAUAGAACAUGACUCUGUGACUGCCCCUGAGGUCUUUAUUCCUUUUAUAUAUCAGAAAGUACGGAUGCUCAAGUUUGUGGAUGUCCCGGGCAUAAGCCACCGCUCGAAUGAGAGUUAAACUCUGUCACCAGGCUGUCCCGUGAGCAGGUUUGGUUCGUACUCUGGCUCAGUUUCCUCAUCUGUAAAAUAAGACCUGCUCACGCGCAGCCUUGCCUCAGGAGGUGGCUGCAGAGGGCUGGGGUCGCGGCCUCCGUUCCACGCAGGGGCCCUGGGACGGCCAGACCGCUGUCCUCUGGUGGGAACAUGUGACGUCCAGCCUGGACAGCUGCCAGGAGCACAUCCUCGCCGUGGCACGUGUCAAAUUGUCACAUGAAGCAGAGUGAUGAUUUUCCUUUUUCUUGGCUAAAUCGGCUCUUCAGGAAGUAGGAAGUUCCGGUGUCUCUGCUGGCAAAGGUUUUGACUCCACGGAGCUCUUUUGAUGUCUUCGUCUGGUGUCGGUCUCUGUGGAUACGGCUUUUGUUCCCGCUGGGGAGGCCUUCCCAUAGGUGGCCAAGCCUGAGCUGCACUGGCUCUCCUGGUGGUUGCCGGCCACCUGCAGUUUAUGCUCGAUUGUAUCGUCUCUUUUGUAAAAUAUAGCAAAUAAUAAUAGCAAGUAAUAGAGCUGCACAAAUGUGUUUCCCAUGUACAAAUGGUGGGGGGUCCUGCUCUCAAAGAAGAUGUAAUGUCAUUACCCCUUAAAUGUGGAGGGAAAGGCUCCCCGCUUUGUGUAGUUCCCAAAGAGCUAGAUGUGGGGGUGGAAGGCUGUACCGUAAACUAAUCUUUGUUUCUUUUUUCAGAUGAUUGUAUUUACUCUUUGAAGUUCUGAAUAACAUUUUGUAGGAUGUAAGACAGUGACUUGUGAAAUGUAAACGAUUACUAAUUGGUUUUUCGUUCUAUUAAUAUGUACUGAUUUCAUGUUUUGGGAAAAUUUCUGAAAUGCAAGGUAAAAGAACUUUUGUCUAUGCUUCUAAAAUUGCUCACAUAAUUAGCUGUGUGAUGUCUUUUGCAGCAUAUCAAUAAAAUUACAAUGUUUUCACAGAAA